CCUCUCUACUCCCUAGCCUCCUCCUCCGCUCCUCCUCCUCCUCCUCCUCCUCCUCGACCUCGCUGCAGAUUCCGGCGGCCCCUCGCCUCAUCCAAUGUACAUGAGCUUGAGGUAGAGAGAGAGAGAGGGAGGGUCAGUGGAGAGAAGAUAAGCGAGAAAAGAAGGGAGUGAGCGAGAGAGAGAGAGAGAGAGAGACAAAAACAGCCGCCAUGGGAGUGGACUACUACAAGGUCCUUCAGGUAGAUCGCAACGCCAGAGAUGACGACUUGAAGAAAGCUUACCGCAAGCUCGCCAUGAAGUGGCACCCCGACAAGAACCCCAACAAUAAGAAGGACGCCGAGGCCAAAUUCAAGCAAAUCUCCGAAGCCUACGAUGUUCUCAGCGAUCCCCAGAAGAGGGCGAUCUACGACCAGUAUGGGGAGGAGGGCCUGAAGGGUCAGGUGCCCCCGCCUGGAUCCGGCGGGUUCUCGGCCGGUGGUCCUGAUGGACACGCUUCGUUCCGUUUCAAUCCCAGGAGCGCCGACGACAUAUUCUCGGAGUUCUUCGGUUUCACGAGUCCGUUUGGGGACGUUGGCGGCGGGUCCAGGGCGGGUGCCUCGGGGUUCCCGAGGGGCAUGUUUGGGGAGGAUAUGUUUGCCUCAUUCCGGGGCGGUGGAGCGGGAGAUGCUAUUCCUCGGAAGGCCCCGCCCAUCGAACGGACUCUGCCCUGCAGUUUGGAGGACUUGUAUAAAGGCACCACCAAGAAGAUGAAGAUCUCAAGGGAUGUUUUUGAUUCUUCUGGGAGACCUACCACAGUAGAGGAAAUUCUUGCGAUUGAGAUCAGACCAGGCUGGAAGAAAGGAACAAAGAUCACGUUCCCUGAGAAGGGAAAUGAGCAGAGGGGAAUCAUCCCCUCGGAUCUUGUUUUCAUCAUCGAUGAGAAGCCUCACAGUAUCUUCAAGAGGGACGGUAACGAUCUCGUCAUCACACAGAGGAUCUCUCUUGUGGAAGCCCUCACAGGGUACACGAUGCAGCUGACGACCCUCGAUGGGCGAGAUCUGACAGUUUCAAUCAACUCCGUCAUCUCCCCAACCUAUGAAGAAGUCGUCAAGGGGGAGGGAAUGCCUAUUCCCAAGGAACCCACCAAGAAAGGGAACUUGAGGAUUAAGUUCAAUAUCAAGUUCCCCUCGAGGCUUACUUCAGAGCAGAAGACCGGGAUCAAGAGAUUGUUAACAUCUUCAUGAGGGAACAAAGCUUCAGUUAUGGAUAUGGACUACCGCCGCCUCCUCCUCCAAUCAGCAAUCGUGUAAAACUUUUAUUUUUAUUUUUAUUUUCAUUCUCUUUGUUUAUUGUUUAUAGUUUUUGAGGAAAGAAAUAUGUGAUGGAUCUGUUAGUGAUGGAUUUGAUCAGAAUUCUUCAUUCUGAUGUUUCUCAA
Messenger RNA from Punica granatum (pomegranate), 1414 nucleotides. The record is from RefSeq and is a predicted model, not a curated record. NCBI's taxonomy places the organism in Eukaryota, Viridiplantae, Streptophyta, Magnoliopsida, Myrtales, Lythraceae.